Oncorhynchus nerka (sockeye salmon) is the source of this 1946-nucleotide messenger RNA. It is a transcript of the gene psen1, whose product is annotated as presenilin 1. Gene Ontology annotation, cellular component: plasma membrane; nucleus; endoplasmic reticulum. Gene Ontology annotation, molecular function: cadherin binding; beta-catenin binding; aspartic endopeptidase activity, intramembrane cleaving. The coding region runs from base 234 to 1643 and encodes 469 amino acids. NCBI's taxonomy places the organism in Eukaryota, Metazoa, Chordata, Actinopteri, Salmoniformes, Salmonidae. Gene Ontology annotation, biological process: protein processing; smooth endoplasmic reticulum calcium ion homeostasis. The transcript has 11 exons. The record is from RefSeq and is a predicted model, not a curated record.
CCCAAACAUCCCAGAUAGCACUGACCAUAGGGGAAAGUACGGCAGCCUAAUGGUGUCUUGAACAUAGAAAGGAACAACAAGGAAGACAAUUACCGGGUUUCAACCGCAGAAUUUCAACACAUUCAACCUUUUUCUUUUAAAAUUAAAUCAUUGAAGCAAGCAAGCCAGUACCGCCUUGUGAUAGUAGGCCAAACUGAACACCUGGGCUUGUAUGUGAGUCUGUUCUGUCAACCAUGGUCAACAACGUGGAGGGUAUCGAGAACAACACGGUGACUGAGGCUCCAGUACCAACCCAGAACCAGCACCCUGAGCCUGGGGUGACGGGGGUGCGGUCCAGGGGUGGAGGGGGUGGGGCGGAACAGAACGGACAGGCUCCCCCACAACGCACCCCCCAGGUGGUAGAGAGUGAGGAAGACGAAGAUGAGGAGCUGACGCUGAAGUACGGGGCCAAACACGUCAUCAUGCUAUUCGUCCCUGUCACGCUCUGCAUGGUGGUCGUCGUGGCAACCAUCAAGUCCGUCAGCUUCUACACCCAGAACGAUGGACAGAGGCUGAUAUACACCCCAUUCCCCGAGGACACAGACACAAUAGGGCAACGAGCCCUCAACUCAGUCCUCAACGCCACCAUCAUGAUCAGUGUCAUCAUAGUCAUGACCAUGGUGCUGGUGCUGCUAUACAAGUACCGCUGCUACAGGGUGAUCCAAGGCUGGCUGUUCCUCUCCUCUCUACUCCUCCUGUUCUUCUUCUCUUUCAUAUACCUCAAAGAAGUGUUCAAGACGUACAACGUGGCGAUGGACUGGAUCACCUUGGCUGUGAUCGUCUGGAACUUCGGGGUGGUAGGGAUGGUCUGUAUCCACUGGAAGGGGCCUCUCCGCCUGCAGCAGGCCUACCUCAUCAUGAUCUCUGCUCUCAUGGCCCUGGUCUUCAUCAAGUACCUUCCUGAGUGGACCGCCUGGCUCAUCCUGGCCGUUAUAUCUGUCUAUGAUCUGCUAGCAGUGCUCUGCCCCAAAGGUCCUCUACGUAUCCUAGUGGAGACAGCCCAGGAGAGGAACGAACCCAUCUUCCCUGCUCUCAUCUACUCCUCGACCAUGGUGUGGCUGGUCAACAUGGCAGACACUGGCCUCGGACACAGACCAAUGACCAGGAAGACCUCAACAGAGGCCCCCAUCACUCAGGUCGAGAGUCAAUCCCUGGCUCUAGGCCCGGCCCCUCUCAGCCCCCCGGAGGAUGACGGAGGGUUCACCCCUAACUGGAUGGGGCAUCAGGAGCAUCAGCUGGGACCCCUUCAGUCCACAGACGAGACCCGACGGGAGAUCCAACAACUCCCCUCUGCCAGACCACCCGUAAUGGACGAUGAUGACGAGGAGAGGGGAGUGAAGCUGGGUCUAGGAGACUUCAUCUUCUACAGCAUGCUGGUGGGGAAGGCCUCUGCUGCAGCUAGUGGAGACUGGAACACCACCCUGGCCAGCUUCGUAGCCAUACUCAUCGGCCUGUGUUUGACCCUUCUUCUCCUGGCCAUCUUUAAGAAGGCCCUCCCUGCCCUUCCCAUCUCCAUCUUCUUUGGCUUGGUGUUCUACUUCGCUACAGACAACCUGGUCAGACCUUUUAUGGACCAGCUGGCUCUGCACCAGUUCUACAUUUAGCAGGAUGUUCCCCUGCUCUCGCCGCCCCACGGGAGCUGCCAUCAUCAAGACCAGGGGUGUAUUCAUUAGUACACAACAUAGCGAAACGUUUUUGCAACGAAAACAUGUUUUUUUUUUGUUUUUUUUACUAAAUCCGGUAGGUUCCCUCCCCCUUUUUGUCCUGUUUUGCUGUGCCAGAGUUCAACCUCUAACAAGGGGACCAGGGGCAUCUCCAGUCCAGCCCCCUGACUGAAGUUCAGUGGUAGUUUUUGGAUCUGCUUUUUGUUUCUGGGCUUGGUGGGGUGGGGGGGUUCAUAACCAUGA